UGAAAAGAGUCUAGGCGGCACAUGUGAGUGCUCACUCUGUUCUUAUUCCAUCCAGGCAGCCCUCUUUGGCAGGCAGCACUCUUUUGGGACACUGACCCAGACUUUUUAACCCCUUCCAGCUUGAGCAGUCUUUUGGACAUUUUUAUCCCGACUACAUUUUUGAUAAUUUAGGGUGUUGCAGCCGAUUAUAAUCCCGCUUCAAAAGACCUGGAUCAGGGGACAGCAGAACUUUCUAUUUUCGCUUCCGAAAAACUUCCUCAGGACUUUUUGCUGGUGCCUUUGCCUCAGGAAUAUCAUACUCGCAAAAAUUUCGGAAAAAUCUUCCUAACUUGUUAAAAAUCUGCAUUUCAGAUUGAAAAAUCUCCAAAUUAUAAAAUGGAGCGAAUCGUAUCAUUCUCAGGACUACUCAUCGUUGUCAUCAUCUCAUUGUGUUUCACGAAAAGCGCGGACGCAAGUUGUGAGCGGCUGGUCGGUGGAUGCUGCAAGGGCCUUAACAGCUCCUCAUUAUGUAACGUGGCUAACGGGAUAACUAUGAAAGGACAGCGUGGCAAGUGCUACUGUGAUGAAUCGUGCCUAAAGACACAGGAUUGUUGUUCAGAUUAUAAGACUUUCUGUCAAGCCACCGACUGUGAAGUAGGAGAUUGGUCAAAAUGGGGUAGAUGCAGUCGAGAAUGUGGUGAAGGUGGAGAGUCAAAACGACAACGUUUAAUUAUCGUCAAAUCAUCAAAUGGUGGCAAAAAGUGCCCGGAAUUAGAAGAGACAAUGCCAUGUGUCGGAAGGAGCUGUCAUCAAAGGAGAGAUACCUUUGGAAGAGCUGUGAGAGAAACUGCAAGAAUCAUUCCUGCUCGAUUCGGCAGAUGGCGUACAAGCAAAAUGUAUGACGCCACACGGGGAAUCAGGAAAAAUCUUUGGUUUCAUUACAGCAAAAAUGAAAUAAUCACCAAGCCAUCAUACUUUGCCAACUACGAACUGGUCAGCACAAGGCGGGCAUGCGAAAAGAACAUUUACGGACCCUGGGCCGGAAACCUCAAGAAGGGACAGACGAUUUGCGUGGAGUGCCAAGUCACAGCAAUGCACCAGCGGUUGGGGGUCCGCUGCAAAGGUCACGGCGCCUAUGAACAAAUGACACGUUGGAACGCCAUGAAUGUGCCAGGAUGUCAUGGAAUGUGGGUGCAAAAAUCGCAACACAGAGCUGGAACCUGUCCAGUUUCCAGCGAAACGAGUUUCAUAUUUGUUUAAAAAUACUCAUGGACUUUUCAUAAACAUUUUAUCUAUCUGUUCAGAUGUUGGUUGAAAUGCCCUACUACAGGCUGUUUCUUUUCAUCUAGUCUCCUAAAAUGCUCAUUGUUUGAAUGAGAUUGACGAUGAGAAGUUAGUUUAUAGUGGGCAUUUCAACAUUCCCAGCUCAGAAAGUAGCUGGGAGAUUUUAGGUAAGAAAUAUGGUAGAAAGUUGCCUGAAAAUACAUUGGGUUUAUGGUAAAUUGUCAAUGUGACGUUUCUGUGCCAAAAAUUCAGAAGCUGGGGAACUGUAGGGGAAAGUUUGGCUGUUUAUAAUAGGUUGUUUCACCAGUUAGUUGUGGCUUGACCUUAGAGCUUUUUACUUGGCAUGAGAAGUACAUGUAACUCUGUGUGCUUGACGGUAAUAACUCUAAGCGUCCUUGAUGUUGAAAGGAAAGCUGCACUUUCAGGGAAAAGUCUGUUUUACAACGUGGUGAAAGCAUCUUUGGUGCUUUUGUGUGCUUUGACUGAGAAAAUCAGCCAAAACUUAUCUUCAGAAAUUGGGCCGAAAUAACGUGAAUCAGACAAUAUACAGACAAUGUUCUUCACUUUCUGUAAAUGAUCUGGAUUUUUCUUUUCCUUUGGUGCAAAAAGCAUAAAAUCUAGUUUUAAUUCCUUUUAAAAUCAUUUUAGUGUUUAAGAUAAAUCAUUUUAAUGCAUUUUAUAAUGGAAAAGAACAUGUAUGUACAUGUAGAGCAACCAUCAAUAAUUAUAUAUGGAAUUUUGUAACAUUAGAAAUUUUCAUAAAAAUAUGUAUUUAGGACUGAGAUUAUUAUUUAUAGCUAUUUUAUGUAUGUGUCAUAGGUCAUAUGCUCAUCACAAAAAUACACUUCUGCAAUCAAGCAUCUAUCAUCAAUACUAAUUCGCAUGUCAUUUUCACAAAUUUUAUGAACUUCAUCUAACACUUGGGCUUGUUUAUGAAGGGCUACACCUAACAAGUUCUACUGAUUGGUUAAACUGCAAGCAAAUGUCAUGUUAUCAUGACAAUGUCGCGAGUCGCAGUGUCAAAAAGUGCUUGUUUGCAGAACGCUUCAAUAUUUCAACGGACCCGGAUAUACCUUAUACUUUUUAACAUCACAAUGCAAACACAAAUAAUAUUUCUUAAAACCAUUUCAAUAUAAUUUAACUUGUAAAUUCAUGUAACUGUGAUCAGUAGUAUAAGAUCGUUUUUUUCUGCGAUCAGUGUUGUGGAGAUAAGAUCAAUGAAGAUGCAGUUGAAAGAGCCACAAUAAUUUAACAGAAGGACCAAUUAAGUAGUGUCUUAAAGUAAAAUGUGCUCUGGGGGAAGUUUCAUUUCUUUUUCAUGACAAUUCAAUUUCAUCCUCACAAUAUUUCGGGGUGAUAAUAUGUUCCCAUUUUUAAGGGUUUACGUUUGUGGUAAUUUAGGCAAUGUAUCAAAAUCAAAGAAUUAGUUUCUGCUGUCACUGUUUUUGGUUUUAGGGACUUUAAUCAGAAAGGAUUUUUAAAGGGUUUUAUUAAACUAGAGAAAUAGCUUUCUGGUGAUACAAAACCAAAUCCAUGUACAGUUGAUUACCACUUGAGAAACUGUAACCAGUUUGAUGUAACAUUGUUUAUCCGAUUCAGUACUAAAAAAGCAGAAGUCAGCCUUGGAAUAGUAAGGUCAACGGCAACAUUUCUUUCAAUGAGCCCAAUCUUUUAGAGGGCAGGGUUGAAUAUAAAAGUAGAGUAUCAGAAUAUUGAGUUUUACAAUACACAUAUAAUGUUAUGCACAUGUUCUAGUAAUAAAAAUGUAUA
Molecule: messenger RNA, 3033 nt
Organism: Lineus longissimus
Lineage: Eukaryota; Metazoa; Nemertea; Pilidiophora; Heteronemertea; Lineidae
Product: somatomedin-B and thrombospondin type-1 domain-containing protein-like
Exons: 4
Coding region: 376-1239 (287 amino acids)
Source: RefSeq, a predicted model, not a curated record